Siniperca chuatsi (mandarin fish) is the source of this 2095-nucleotide messenger RNA. RefSeq names its product ADRM1 26S proteasome ubiquitin receptor (gene adrm1). Gene Ontology annotation, cellular component: nucleus; proteasome regulatory particle, lid subcomplex; cytoplasm. Bases 447 to 1685 code for a protein of 412 amino acids. The transcript has 10 exons. Gene Ontology annotation, biological process: ubiquitin-dependent protein catabolic process. The record is from RefSeq and is a predicted model, not a curated record. Lineage: Eukaryota; Metazoa; Chordata; Actinopteri; Centrarchiformes; Sinipercidae. Gene Ontology annotation, molecular function: ubiquitin binding; endopeptidase activator activity; proteasome binding.
CGGAAAUCAACACGGAAGUGAGUUUCGUUACUAGCGCAAACGACGUAAAGAAGGAAAACUUGGUUAACUCUGCUAACUCAGCUUCAGGUAUUUGAAGACGAUUCAUUUGUAAACUUGUAAGCUGACCAAAUGGCACUCCUCUACAAAGCAGCCUGUUAUUUAAAAAUUUUGAAUGACUUUAGCUUGCUGAAUAAAUUGUAAGAAUUUGGCCUCCGUCGCCCGUCGGUUUAGCCAAGUCAUGGGCUAACGUUAGCAUUGACAACCAGCAUGACACAGCCAGAACUCCGCACAGCUAAUGAUAGCUAGCUGGCUAACCGCUACUUUUGUUAGCUUCGCUCUGAAAAGUCUUUGUGGCACAAACGAACAGCUCGACACUGGUGAAACUUUUGGAUCAGACAGCAACUACAUUGUGACGUAUUCGGACUGGUUUACAACAAGAUCUAAAGAUGUCGUCAGGUGCUCUCUUUCCAAGUUUGGUGAGCGGCUCUAGGGGAAGCUCCAGCAAGUACCUGGUGGAGUUUCGUGCUGGUAAAAUGACCUUGAAGGGGAACGUAGUGACACCAGACAAACGCAAGGGCACGGUGUACAUCCAGCAGUCCGACGACUCCCUGAUUCACUUCUGCUGGAAGGACAGGACGACUGGGAAUGUCGAUGAUGACCUGAUCAUCUUCCCUGAUGACUGUGAAUUCAAGAGGGUGAACCAGUGCACCACCGGACGUGUCUAUGUGCUGAAGUUCAAGGCUGGAUCCAAGAGACUGUUCUUCUGGAUGCAGGAGCCAAAGACUGACAAGGAUGAUGAGCACUGUCGUAAAGUGAAUGAGUAUCUGAAUAACCCUCCCAUUCCUGGAACGGCAGGCAGUGGAGGCGGCAGUGGCCACGAACUCUCCGCACUCGGAGGAGAGGGAGGCCUGCAAAACCUGCUGGGAAAUAUGAGCCACAACCAGCUGAUGCAGCUGAUCGGACCAACAGGACUGGGAGGACUGGGUCUGGGAGCUCUAGCAGGACCUGGACUCGCCAACUUGCUGGGCAGCGGAGGACCAGCCACCAGCAGCUCCUCAUCUAGCUCUCGUAGCCAAUCAGCAGCAGCCACACCUGCAUCAGGCGCAGCCCCCAGACUGAGCUCCUCUCAGGCCCCCACCACCCCUGUGACUCCCGCUGCCUCAGCUGUCUCCCCUACUAGUGUUGCUCCGUCCACACCAGCCUCAGCUCAGACCCCAGUGGUCCCAGCCUCGGUUGGAAGCCCUGCCUCCCACCAGCCCAUCCAGCUCAGUGACCUUCAGAGCAUCCUCGCCACCAUGAACGUCCCAGCUUCGGCUGCUGCUCAGGAAUCAGCGGUGGACCUCGCGAGUAUUUGCACCCCGGAGAUGAUGGCUCCCAUCCUGACUAACGCUGAGGUGCAGCAGAGGCUCCUGCCCUUCCUGCCCAGCGGAGAAAGUUUACUGCAGAGCGCUGACGAGAUCCAGAACACAAUCAACUCACCUCAGUUCCAGCAGGCCAUGAGUAUGUUCAGCAGUGCCUUGGCCUCCGGGCAGCUCGGCCCGCUCUUGAGUCAGUUUGGUCUGCCGGCAGAAGCUGUGGACGCUGCCAACAGAGGAGAUGUGGAGGCGUUUGCCAGAGCCAUGCAGGGCAGUAAAGCAGACUCCAAAGAGAAGAAAGAGGACGACGAGGACAUGAGUCUGGAUUAGAGCUCACACUGCCAAGCCUCAACUGAGUUUCAGUAAAAAUCUGAGAUUCCUUUUCAUUUCAGUACUUUUCUUUACCCCCCCCCCCCCCCUUAAUGUUGUCUUGUCCUUUUUUAUACCAAAGGCAACACUCUGCUCCUACUCAGGAUGAACAGCACAGGGUUAGCAGAGCUGUGGACACCAUGUAAACCGUUUGGCCUAAUUGUUUAUCAUUAGCUCUGUUUUGUUGAUCAUUACUUUUACUCUGACAGGAGAGAGUCCGUUCUAUGAAACAAAGGGGAUUGAGCCUUACGUUUGAUGUUUUCUUUCUGUUGUUGCACCACAGUUGAGGCUGUCGGAGCCUGAGUGAGUGCUGAUACUCUCAGGCUUUUUUGUGAUUUACUCUGAAUAAAAAAAAAUAUAUUGGCAAACAA